UGGCCAUCUUCUCCUGCCUUGCCUCUGUGUCUCCAAUGUGGCCUUGCUUCUCCCCUGUGACCCCUGGGCUUGGUGUUCCCGAAAGGAACCUUUCCUUGUGCUCUCCCAGGCUCUCCUGCAGUGCUGUCCCCCAAGUGCUCAGCCAGGCUCAGGGCUGUGUCCCUCCUUCUGUGCCUUGUGCUCUCCACCUCCCAACACAGCUGUGCCUCCUUCCUGAGCACAUUCCUGCGCUUCCACUGUCUGCAGCCUCCUGCAGCUCCCCAGCCCAGACCUGUCCUUGCAUUCCCUCUCACCUUUGUUAUCUUGGUUGAAGCUGAACUCGCAGCUCCUCCCUUUCUAUUUCUGCUCCAUUCACAGGACUCAGCUUCACCCCUGCUGACUCAACCUCUGUGCCACUGCCACUCUGAAGUCACUCUGCUCCUGCUGGCUCCAACAGCCACUUCCCCAGGCUGGAUGAGUCAUGUUUGUCUGUGCUGGGCUUAGAAGAGAGGAAAAGGAGCAAAAGACUGCGAGCCUGGGCUUGUGUUGGCUGCUUUCGCUCUCGCUGCCUGCUCAAGAAUGGGUCCAGGCUCAGCUGUAGCAGGCACCUGGGGCCUUCAGCACCACCUGGAAUAAGGAAGAGGGAGGCAAAGUCCAAAGUGCGGGCACUGCGCUCCUCAGGGUAGGCGAGGCGAGGGAGGCGGAGAAGCCCCGGGACGCCGCCGCUCACCGCUGCUUUACAUAAGAGCAAAGUCCGAGCAUGCUGCGCGUCCUUACCCCUGCUCCUUCUGCUGGCUUUUAAAGCAUCGUCCAGAGGAGCGCACACGGAGCAGGGGCAGCCUCCGCGGACAGUUAAGAUGCCCUCCGAGGAGGAGAGGAAGAGCAGCGCAGAUGGACACAGCCUUAAGAUCGCCGCAUCCAGCGAGGCUCAGGAACCUGAAGACAACGGCAAGGAGAAGAAGAAGAAGAAGGCAGAAAAGCCCAGGCUGGUUGGCCCACUGACACUGUUCCGCUAUGCCAGCUGGACAGACAGGCUGCUGAUGGCGCUGGGCACUCUGCUGGCAGUGGUCCAUGGCAGCAGCCUCCCUAUCGCCAUGAUCAUCUUUGGGGACAUGACUGACAGCUUUGUUGCCUCUGGAAACACAAGUCUAACAAACCUGUCAGAUCCUGCUGUGAUAAAUGCCACUGAGGACAUCCUCAACAAGCUGGAAGAAGAUAUGACAAGGUAUGCUUAUUACUACUCUGGGAUAGCAGCAGGAGUCCUCCUUGCAGCGUACAUCCAGACCUCGUUUUGGACCCUAGCAGCAGGACGGCAAAUCAGAAAGAUCAGAGAGAAGUUUUUCCAUGCAAUUAUGAGGCAAGAAAUUGGUUGGUUUGAUGUGAACGACGUGGGAGAGCUCAACACUCGCCUGCUAGAUGAUGUGUCCAAGAUCAGUGAAGGAAUAGGUGACAAGAUUGGGCUGCUUUUCCAGUCACUGACAACGUUCAUAGCAGGAUUCGUUGUGGGGCUGAUCCGGGGCUGGAAGCUGACCCUCGUCAUACUGGCGGUCAGCCCUGUCCUGGGGCUCUCAGCAGCCAUCUGGGCUAAGGUCCUCUCUGCUUUCACUGACAAAGAGCAAAGUGCCUACGCGAAGGCAGGAGCUGUGGCAGAGGAAGUCCUGGCAGCUGUCCGCACCGUGAUAGCCUUUGGAGGGCAGGAAAAGGAGAUUAAAAGAUACCAUAAAAAUUUGGAAGAUGCUAAAAGGAUUGGAAUAAAGAAGUCAAUUACAUCCAAUAUUUCUAUGGGUGCUGCUUUCUUCCUGAUCUAUGCAUCAUAUGCAUUGGCCUUCUGGUAUGGCACCACCUUGGUCUUAAAUGAUGAUUACACGAUUGGCAAGGUGCUCACAGUCUUCUUCUCCGUCCUGAUUGGAGCCUUCAGCAUUGGGCAGACUGCUCCAAGCAUAGAGGCAUUUGCUAGUGCCAGAGGAGCUGCCUAUGCCAUCUUCAGGAUCAUUGACAAUGAGCCCCUGAUCGACAGCUACUCAGAGGAAGGCUACAAGCCAGAGUACAUCAAAGGCAACGUGGAGUUCCAGAACGUUUACUUCAAUUACCCAUCCAGGCCAGAGGUGGAGAUCCUGAGGGGCCUGAACCUGACGGUGAGCAGUGGGCAGACAGUGGCCCUGGUGGGCAGCAGCGGCUGUGGCAAGAGCACCACCGUGCAGCUCAUCCAGAGGUUCUACGACCCCAGGGAGGGCACGGUGAGCAUCGACGGGCAGGACGUCAGGAGCCUGAACGUGCGGUACCUGCGGGAGGCCAUCGGCGUGGUGAACCAGGAGCCUGUGCUCUUCGCCACCACCAUCGCCGAGAACAUCCGCUACGGCCGGCAGGACGUCAGCAUGGAGGAGAUCGAGAGGGCCACCAGGGAGGCCAACGCCUACGACUUCAUCAUGAAGCUGCCCAACAAGUUCGAGACCCUGGUUGGAGACAGAGGGGCGCAGCUGAGCGGCGGCCAGAAGCAGAGGAUCGCCAUCGCCAGGGCUCUGGUGCGCAACCCCAAAAUCCUGCUGCUGGACGAGGCCACCUCGGCCCUGGACACCGAGAGCGAGGCGGUGGUGCAGGCGGCGCUGGACAAGGCGCGGGAGGGCCGCACCACGGUGGUGGUGGCUCACAGGCUGUCCACGGUGCGCAACGCAGACGUCAUCGCUGUCUUUGACGCCGGAGUCAUCACCGAGCAGGGCACCCACUCCCAGCUGCUGGAGAAAAAGGGAAUCUACUACAAACUGGUUAACAUGCAGGCAAUAGAUGCUGAGGUCCCAGACUCAGGAAGAGACGAGAGUGCCCUCAGUGUCCAGAGGAAGGAACUGGAAGCAGACUCUGAUGAAGCCUUGACAAGAGGCCUGAGAAGGCGAUCGACACGGAGGAGCAUGAGGAAGCCAGGAGCACAGAGUGAGGAUCCCCAGGAGAAAACCACUUCACCUGCUGAAGAGCUCCCUCCAGCUCCCUUCCUGAAGAUCAUGAAGCUGAACAAGAGCGAGUGGCCGUACUUUGUGGUGGGAAUUCUGUCUGCCGUUAUCAACGGGAUCCAGCAGCCUGCAUUUGCCAUCAUAUUUUCAGAAAUCAUAGGGGUCUUCUCAGAAACAGACAAGACUGCUCUAAGACAGAAGAGCAACCUGUACUCCCUGCUGUUCCUGGUGGUUGGCAUCGUUUCCUUCUUCAGUUUCUUCUUUCAGGGCUUCGCCUUCGGCAAGGCUGGAGAGAUCCUGACCAUGAGGCUGCGGUUCAUGGCCUUCAAAGCCAUGCUCAGACAGGACAUGAGCUGGUUUGACAACACCAAGAACAGCACUGGAGCCCUGACCACGAGGCUGGCCAACGAUGCCUCCCAGGUCAAAGGGGCAACCGGGGUCCGGCUGGCGCUGAUCACCCAGAACGUGGCUAACCUGGGCACUGGAAUUAUCCUCUCCUUGGUCUAUGGCUGGCAGCUGACCCUGCUCCUUCUGGCUGUUGUGCCAAUCAUUGCAGUGGCAGGAAUGAUUGAAAUGAAGAUGUUGGCUGGGCAUGCCAAGAAAGACAAGAAGGAGCUGGAAGCUGCAGGGAAGAUUGCCACUGAAGCCAUAGUGAACAUCAGAACUGUUGCCAGCCUGACCCGAGAGAGGAAGUUUGAGUCCAUCUAUGGAGAGCAUCUGCACAUCCCAUACAGGAACUCUGUGAAGAAGGCUCACAUCUUCGGGUUCUGCUUUGCCCUGUCACAAGCCAUGAUGUUCUUCACCUACGCUGGCUGCUUCCGCUUCGGCGCCUACCUGGUGAGGCACGAUCUCAUGGACUACAAAGAUGUCUUCCUAGUGUUCUCAGCUAUUGUCUUCGGUGCCAUGGCCUUGGGCCAGAGCAGCUCCUUCGCUCCAGACUACGCCAAAGCCAAGAUCUCAGCUGCCCACCUGUUCCUGCUCUUUGAGAGGGUCCCAGCCAUAGACAGCUACAGCGAGGAGGGGGAGCAGCCUGAAUCCUUCGAGGGCAACAUCACCAUCAAAGAUGUUGUCUUCACCUACCCCAACCGACCACAGGUCAAAAUCCUCCAAGGUUUGAAUCUGAAAGUAGAAAAGGGCCAGACCCUGGCGCUGGUGGGCAGCAGUGGCUGUGGGAAGAGCACUGUGGUGCAGCUGCUGGAGAGAUUCUAUGAUCCCCUGGAAGGAGAAUUGCUGUUUGACGGCAAGAAUGCAAAGUCACUGAACAUCAAGUGGCUGCGGGCACAGCUGGGCAUCGUGUCCCAGGAGCCCAUCCUCUUCGACUGCACCAUCGCCGAGAACAUCGCCUAUGGGGACAACAGCCGGCAGGUGGCACAGGAGGAGAUCGAGCAGGUGGCCAGGGAGGCCAACAUCCACUCCUUCAUCGAGUCACUGCCAGCUAAGUACAGCACCCGCGUGGGGGACAAGGGCACGCAGCUGUCGGGGGGGCAGAAGCAGCGCAUCGCCAUCGCCCGCGCGCUGCUGCGCCAGCCCCGCGUCCUGCUGCUGGACGAGGCCACCUCUGCGCUGGACACCGAGAGCGAGAAGGUGGUGCAGGAGGCCCUGGACAAGGCGCGGGCAGGCCGCACCUGCAUCGUGAUCGCUCACCGCCUCUCCACCAUCCAGAGCGCAGACAAGAUCGCCGUCAUCCACGGCGGCAGGGUGGUGGAGCAGGGCACCCACCAGCAGCUGCUGGCGCUCAAGGGCAUCUACCACUCCAUGGUCAACGUGCAGAGCGGCUCAGGUCCCAAGUGAACCCCAGGCAGUGCCUACUCUGGACUGUCACUGUAGCUCCGUGGGCCCUGCCGCGUCUGUCCCUCUCCUCCCCUCGCAGCCGCAGUCGGUGCCGGUGCUGAUUGCCUCCUCCUCUAAGUCCUGCAACGCCAAGCAAUGCUCCUUAGGUAGUUACCUGCUUACCAGUUUCUCACUGCUGCUUGCCACUACUCAGACCUCUCUGCUGCUGUGCCCAGAGGAGCAGGAGCUGCUCAGCCGAACCAAAGAGAUGCCAGCUUGCCUCCGGCUGGCAGCACCAGGCUGUCGCCAGAACCACGCCUCAAGCCUUACCCUCCCUGUGCCCAUGGGAGGCACCCUCACUCCUGGCCUCUUGGCCUGAGAGCUUGCAGGUCAGGCCCACAUGUCCCCUGCUCUGUUGUGGAGAGAGCAGAGGCCUUGGGAAUGGGGGCACAGGCUUGAACUAAAGGCCUCAGAGCUGCGAUGGUGGUUGAAGAAGCGAAGCCCUCAAGAGAAGCACUGCAUCGAGUUGGCCAAAGCCCUGGAGGCCAAGAACUGCCCAAAGUCUGCAGUGCUCUGGGGAAAGCGAAGGUCUGGAGUUGGGGCUGGGAAGGAGGGCACCCUCCUGGCGCUCGCUCCCUCCGCCAGAGACCUCUUGGUGACUCUGCUGACCCAGACCCUGCCAACUGUAACCGUCGGCGCUGCCUCCCUGGCACCGGCUGCGUGGUGGUGCCCACGGGCUGCUGGGGGGGCUGCCAGUUCAGAACUGCUUGGAACAUGUAGCCAUAAGUUAAUGAGUUAAGAGCUAACCUCCAGCCCUGUGUAUUGUUAAUGACUAUGGAAACAGUAAAGUCUGGUUUCUAAAA
Pogoniulus pusillus (Red-fronted tinkerbird) is the source of this 5554-nucleotide messenger RNA. RefSeq names its product ATP-dependent translocase ABCB1-like. The record is from RefSeq and is a predicted model, not a curated record. Gene Ontology annotation, molecular function: ABC-type oligopeptide transporter activity; ATP hydrolysis activity; ATP binding. Gene Ontology annotation, cellular component: membrane. Lineage: Eukaryota; Metazoa; Chordata; Aves; Piciformes; Lybiidae. Bases 837 to 4712 code for a protein of 1291 amino acids. Gene Ontology annotation, biological process: transmembrane transport. The transcript is spliced from 30 exons.